Podarcis muralis (Common wall lizard) is the source of this 414-nucleotide messenger RNA. The record is from RefSeq and is a predicted model, not a curated record. NCBI's taxonomy places the organism in Eukaryota, Metazoa, Chordata, Lepidosauria, Squamata, Lacertidae.
CCAAAGCACUUUGCUGGUCUUUAGCCAUUCCCUCUUUUUCUCUCUCUUUCAGAGCAAUUCUCAGACUGAGCAGAUCUGCCUGGGGGAAUCAUCAGAAAUAGAAGAUGAGUACAAGAAAGAAAGAGGACUGACUGAAUGGGCAGGCGGAGGGGUGGUGGAGGAGGAGCAACGUACAUCUUUAGACAGCAGAAGAAUGGCGCAUUCGAACCUUUGCUUGUAGCAGCAGGAGGCGGAGGGAAGGCUUACAUGAAAUAUCAGGAUGGCUCCCUGGAUGAUAUGUUCCUGGAACAGUAUGUGAACAGCACAGCAGUCCCUGGAGUCAGUGGGAGGACUGGGGCAGCAGGUGGAGGUGGUGGCUGGGAAGAUAUCACAAAAUUUCCUUGGGCUGGGGAAAUCACUUCUGGAGGCUUAUGA